This is a messenger RNA of Paramisgurnus dabryanus, 4496 nucleotides long. RefSeq names its product ring finger protein 34b (gene rnf34b). NCBI's taxonomy places the organism in Eukaryota, Metazoa, Chordata, Actinopteri, Cypriniformes, Cobitidae. Gene Ontology annotation, cellular component: plasma membrane; cytoplasm. The record is from RefSeq and is a predicted model, not a curated record. Gene Ontology annotation, molecular function: ubiquitin protein ligase activity. Gene Ontology annotation, biological process: proteasome-mediated ubiquitin-dependent protein catabolic process; negative regulation of extrinsic apoptotic signaling pathway via death domain receptors; protein K48-linked ubiquitination.
UUGCUUUGCCAUUACGUUAUGCUCUUUCCACAAAUACACAGGGAUGACCGAAAGAGAAGACGUAAUGGAGCGUUCACGAGCGUCUUUGCAAUGAGCAUCGUAUUAUCCAACAGUUUUUACCGACGGGAGUUGCAAUGAAGGCAGGGGCCUCCUCCAUGUGGGCAUCAUGUUGUGGGCUGUUAAAUGAGGUGAUGGGCACAGGGGCGGUCCGUACCCAACCUCCAGGCUUUGGAGCUGGAGCCGGUCCGUUCCGCUUCGCUCCCAGUGCUGGAUAUUCUACUUAUCCCCCCACCAGCGCCACCUCAGGAAGCACAGGCUUGGUGUGCAAAGCUUGUGGACUCGCCUUCUCUGUGUUUCGACGAAAGCACGUUUGCUUGGAUUGUAAGAAGAGCUACUGCUCGCUGUGCUCCGUUCUGCAGGAGAACCUGCGGCGCUGUGCCACCUGCCACUUGCUGUGGGGCACGGCCUUCCAGCGGCCGCGGUUAAUGCGACUCCGCGUCAAAGACCUGCGACAGUACCUCAUGCUGCGAAACAUCAACACGGACACAUGCAGGGAGAAACAGGACCUGGUGGAUCUCGUGCUUUGCCAUUUGGGGGCCGAGCUGGAGAUGGGUGAAGAUGAGGAAGAGGAGGAAGAGGCAGAAGCGGACGUGGACAGUCUGAACUCUCUCCCGCGCUCCCUCUCCACCACGCCCGCCCCUGCGGUGCGAUCCGCCUCCCAGCAGUCGGUACUUUCUGGAAUCGCCUCUCAGGGAGAUGCUCUUAGUCACAGCGAUAGCUCAGGGACAACCAGCCAGGACCAUGGAGAUGCUGCGUCAGUUGCCCUUCUUAACCUGGAACCUCAUGAAGAGAUACUGGAGGAAAGUCCUGCGACGCAGAGACGGGCGCGUGCCUCUCUCUCAGAUCUGGUCCACGAAACCGACAUCGAAAGUCUGACGGUACGGCAACUGAAGGAGAUCCUCGCACGAAACUUUGUCAAUUAUUCCGGCUGCUGCGAGAAAUGGGAACUGAUCGAGCGCGUCCAUCGACUCUACAGAGAAAACGAACACAACAGAAGAUCGAUGGAAAAUGUUAGCAACAACCAAGCUGCAGUCGUAGCCUAUGCUCCUCCUAUAUGCAAUGGAGGGAUUGGAGAUGGUGUUCAAGUGACCCAGUUGGGCGGCGUUGAUGAGAAUCUGUGUCGUAUUUGUAUGGAUGCAGUAAUAGACUGUGUCCUGCUGGAGUGCGGUCACAUGGUCACCUGCACCAAGUGCGGCAAAAGGAUGAACGAGUGCCCCAUCUGCAGGCAGUACGUGGUGCGAGCGGUGCACGUCUUCAAAUCUUAACACUGGCCUCGCUUCUACUCACUUUCAACACAAUGAUGGACGUACCAGUAUGAGGCCAUGACGGGACCGUGUGACUGCCCCUUAAGCUUCAAACUGAGUUAAAAGUCGUGGUAGCCGUUACUGCGCACAUCUUUGCUAUUUAGAGUGUGACCGUUAUCUGCUGCCCACUUUUUUAUUUGUUGACCCUUUUAUGCUUAUUUACAUAUUUACUAACCCAGGGAAAAUGGAUUUUAGAGGAAUAAAGUAUAUAUAUGUUUAAAAAGCUUAAAUGGUUUACAUUCCUGUAAACGCAGAGAAAUGUUUUAUAGUAUGUGCAAUAUUAGAAAUCUUUACUUGUGCGUGUAGAGAAACCGAUUGCCGUUAAGAUGCAUGUCGUCGUAACAAUGAAGACCAAUGCCGUGAAGGGGGAACAUAGGUGCCAAAGUAGAAAUGUGCAGAAUGGCUUCUGGAUUACGUUAUGUGCUUUUACUAAUAAUUGUGUGAUUUUUAUUUGUUAAAUCAGCUAUUAUCACAACACAAUUUAGCAUAUGUGAAACAAAUGACCAGCCAGCAGGGUAGUUAUAUAAAGCAAUGGUGACUGUAAGUUUAAGAGAAACUGUAUCGUAUGUUUUUCCAGUCACUGAAAUCCAGCAUCUGCAGUUAUGUAGCUUAUUGAAUAACCUUGGUUAUUUUAAUCUUGAAUCAAACUUGUACCUGUAAAACAUUAGGUGUGUGAUUUAGUCUGCCUCCGUUAUAUUUUUUUAGCUAAAGGUGCACCAUUUAUGUUUGAUUAACACUUAUUUGUCCUUUUAGUAUCCUAGACUUAUAUAGUAAUAUAAGUCUCAGGUGUGCCUAAAAUUUUCAGCUUAAAAUACGCCACAGAUCAUUUAUUAUAGCAUUUCCAAAGUGUCCCUAUUUGGGUGGGGGCAAAAAUGGGAUUUUCGUGUCUGUACCUUUAAAUGCAAAUGAGCUACUACUACUUAUUUCCUUACCACAAGAAGCAGUGAGCGAUUAAAGUGAAAGCAGAUUUGAUUCCUGUGAAUACAGUCAAUAGUAUAUUUCACUAUUGAGAUAUGGCAAACAGCGUACUCGCUGAGGGCAGAAACUACGGUAAUGCAUGACUGUCAGUGAGUGGCUGUGGGCGGGGCUUUGUUUGUGUGACAUCACAUUAACAAGAGAAUCAAAACAGCAUGUCUAUGAGACUGCUGUGGUUUAAUGGGGAUUAAAAAGGAGUGAGAGGAUUUUUUUCAUUGUAGGGUGGUUGUGUUCGCACAUUUAUUUUGCAUAAUAGGUGCCCUUUAUAUACCCAUACUACAAAGAAAAAAUUAUUUAUCAAUGCCGUUAACAGAAAUGUGCAUAUUUGUCAUUGUCACCCAUGAUUGAUUUAUUUAGCAACCGAAGAUAUUUCAUAACAAGGUGGUUACCACCUUAAACAGAUUUUUAAACAGAUUUGUCAAAGCGAUUUUGUGCUCCGAAACAUUUAAGUUAAGUGCACCUUUAAUUGGUCAUACAGCAUUAAAUAAACAAAUUUUUACUGUUGAUCAAGAAAACAAACCUGCUUUAUUGUUCUUCAUCUCAAGCAAUACCAUCAAAAUCAUCCUUUGGUGUGUUGUUAGAACAAAAAACGUGGACAUUAUUCAAUUUCCACAAGCGGUGCUACAUGGAUUUACUUGUCACAGUCCUCCAAUGUGUUUAGACCAUUAGUGAAAACAGAUUUUACUUAAGUUUUACUUAAUUUUAUCCCCCUCCUUUGUGAAUAUUCAAGUCUAGAUAUUUUUAAAAUGAUGAGAGGAAAUGUGUUAUAUAAUUAGUCUAGAUGCAUUUAUGCUGUGAAUUAUGUAAUCAAAUGUAUGUCUGUGGUAUUUCCUAGACAAACAAAUAUAGUGUAAUUAUAUGAUUUUUAUACAAUAUACAAAAUAUACAUUCAAUCUAUGGAUAUAUUUAACUUUUUUUACAUUUGCUCCGCCCAGUUUUUCUAGAAUGUAAACAGCAUUGAUUAAGUAGUUGGUUUAGUCUUGAAAAGACUUCAGUAGAAUUGAUUGCUUUUGUCACACCCAUUCAUUUAAAUAAUGAUCAGAUUUUUGUUAACCUUGUCCACAUUUGUGUACCCAACACUGACACUGUGCAUACAUGUGUGUUUCUAAUGCUGCUAUCUCUAAAAGAUGUCACUUACAGUAGGCAACUACUCUAGCUGAGCAGACAACAUUACACUCUAAAUUACAUAAACUGAACGCUGCAGGAUGUUUUGGGGUCUGGUCUUUGUAUUUUGGAAUGUUGAACUUUUUAUUUUGGUAAUUCAAAGAUGAUUUAUGAACUUUAAUAAAAUAUGGUACCUUGAAUUAACAAUUUUCUGUCCUAUAAUAUUUUCGAUGUUGUAAAUACGUGUUCGACUACGCAGAUCGACCUCCGUAUGACAUUAAAACACCGCGGGAGAUAUUUCAAUAGCACAGCUCUCGCGGUACCUUGACGUCAUAUGACGAACCGUCUGCGCAGUGCUGCAUGCUUCGAAUGCGCCUUCUGGCUAUUUAGUGAAUAAGCGGGACGUGAGGUGAUGACAGAACACCAGAGAGAGUUAAUCAUUAAUAUUACAGAUAAAUGGGAGUAUAAACCUAAUCAUUUACAUGAUUGGUGUUCAUUCUGGAGCACUUGUUCACAGAGGUAAGUUGUAUGUAACGAGUAUUUAGUUAAACGUUUUGACAUGAGGUAAAGUGAUAGGGCGGGAAAACGUUAUUUCGACUUGGCUGAUAUGGAUUUAAAUGGUCUUAUACAUCUUACAUUUUCCACUUACUUGUUUCUGUUUUGCUAAUAGUUGCCAUAUGUAUAUCCUAAAAAUGCUCAAAUAUGAACAUUUAUAUUAAAGUUAUAAAUAUACAUAUUUUAGUACCCAACCGUGGGUUAAAACAGCACACAUCGCAGUGGGAAUAUAAGUUGUUUACAAAACACAAAGCAAAUCUUAAACACUGGAAAAAAUAUCUGUAUUUUUUAAGGUAAAACAGUGCAAAUAAGUUUUUUUACCCCAGAUAUAUACAAAUGAAAGAAGCCAAGGUAAGUAAGAGUUGUAUGAAAAGAGAAUGUACCUGCAAGACAAUUAGAAGACAACAUAUCUUAAAUUAACAUUACAAAAUCAUCUGAACAAUUACCAACUAGAAUAGAUAUGAACCUUAAUUUCCUACUGCGUAGAAAAAAAAUAAA